Messenger RNA from Arabidopsis lyrata subsp. lyrata, 2196 nucleotides. RefSeq lists its product as uncharacterized. The record is from RefSeq and is a predicted model, not a curated record. Lineage: Eukaryota; Viridiplantae; Streptophyta; Magnoliopsida; Brassicales; Brassicaceae. The coding region runs from base 369 to 2042 and encodes 557 amino acids. Gene Ontology annotation, cellular component: membrane. The transcript has 9 exons.
ACAACUAAAUCCAUCAUCUUUAUUUGUUUAGUUAUCUUUACUCAAAUUCAUGAAUUGAAUAUAAAGGUGUGCGUGUGAAAACAAGAAAAGUGGAAAAGGACAAAAGAGAGAGAAAGAUACUUCUACGACGCCUCCUAAUAAAGCACUCUUCUUCUUUUUCACUUUCCUCAUUGAAAAGAGAGAGCCAAAAAAAUCAGCUUAAAGCCGUAAUAAGCGUAAGCGCGGGGAUACAUCUCUCUUCCUCACCCGCGUUUUCGAGCUUUAACAAUGGCUUCUUCUCCGAUCUGACCAUUUCCUGAUUUGAUUUUUACUCUCUCUCUCUCAUGCCUCGAACUCGUUUCAUCCAGUGACUGAGGAAGAAGAAGAGGAUGAACUUCUUUAUCCUCUCCGUCGUCGUUUUCGUUGCUUUCGCUUUCUUCUCUCUUCCGCAUUCCGUUGAUUCAUCUGUUGCCGCUUCACAGGAUCCUCUCAAACUCAUAUUAGGCUCACCGAAUUUUGGAUCAUGGAAAGGUGGAAUCUCAUUAGCACCAGGACCUUCAUCUGAUGAUGUCGUCUCUGAUUACCUCCUCUUAGCAGCUCAUAGAACCAAGAGACCUGACAUUCUUAGAGCUUUUAAGCCUUACCAUGGCGGUUGGAACAUCACCAAUAAUCACUAUUGGGCUUCUGUUGGAUUUACAGGUGCUCCUGGUUUCAUUCUAGCUGUUAUCUGGCUCUUGUCUUUUGGCUCUCUUCUUGUUGUGUAUCAUUGCUUCAAAUGGAGACUAUGUGUUAAAGCUAAAGGAUCAUCAUUCGAUUCACGAAGAUUCUGUUUCAUUUUGUUGAUAGUGUUUACGUGUGUUGCAGCGGUGGGAUGCAUUCUUUUAUCUGUUGGACAGGAUAAGUUUCAUACCGAAGCUAUGCGUACUCUUAAGUAUGUGGUUAACCAGUCUGACUACACUGUGGAGAUCCUCCAGAAUGUGACUCAAUAUCUGUCCCUCGCAAAAACGAUUAACGUGACAGCGAUUUCCAUUCCGCCAAAUGUAAUGGAUGAAAUUGACAAGUUAAAUGUCAAUCUGAACAAUGCAGCAGUAACAUUGGGAGAGAAAACACCAGAUACUGCUGCUAAGAUAAAGAGAGUUGUCUAUGCUGUGCGAUCAGCUUUGAUCACGGUCGCUACUGUGAUGCUCAUCCUUUCUUUUGUUGGUCUAUUGCUUUCUGUCCUCCGCCACCAACAUGUUGUUCAUAUAUUCGUCGUGAGUGGGUGGAUACUGGUUGCUGUGACAUUUGUUCUCUGUGGAGUCUUUCUGAUCCUAAACAAUGCAAUUUCAGAUACGUGUGUAGCCAUGAAGGAAUGGGUUGAUCAUCCUCACGCUGAAACAGCUCUCAGCAGCAUCCUCCCAUGCGUUGAUCAGCAAACAACCAACCAGACUCUUGCACAGAGUAAAGUUGUCAUCAACAGCAUCGUGACUGUUGUAAACACCUUUGUCUAUGCUGUUGCCAAUACAAACCCAUCUCCAGGUCAAGACCGCUAUUACAAUCAGUCUGGACCUCCGAUGCCUCCUUUGUGCAUCCCAUUUGAUGCAAACAUGGAAGAUCGCCAGUGCUCGCCUUGGGAAUUGUCAAUAGAAAAUGCAUCAUCGGUCUGGGAGAAUUACCAAUGCGAGGUUACACAAUCCGGAGUCUGCACCACUGUUGGGAGAGUAACGCCAGACACCUUUGGACAGUUGGUAGCAGCUGUGAAUGAGAGCUACGCUCUUGAGCAUUACACGCCUCAGUUGCUUAGCUUCCGAGAUUGCAACUUUGUUAGGGAUACAUUUAAGAGUAUCACCUCAGACUACUGUCCACCACUGGAGCGUAAUCUGAGGAUUGUGACUGCAGGACUUGGCCUGAUCUCCGUGGGAGUGUUACUAUGUCUGGUGCUGUGGAUAUUCUAUGCGAACCGCCCCCAAAGGAAGGAAGUGUUUGCGGAUCCACACCCUCAAGUAAAAGACGUUAGCUUUGGUAACGGCUUGGAUAAUCAUCACUCAGAUGACGAAACUAAGCUUUCUGUAGAAUGCGUAUAGUAAACAGGUAUAGAUAAAUAGAAUCAGAUGUUGUAUUUCAUAAAGAUAUGAAAGAGAACAAUAAACACAUUUUGUAGCGUUCAUGUUACAUUAGAAGAAGAGGAAGAGACUAGAAGUGGAGCGAAGUUUCACUUUCUGGCUUUUGUUUUCACAA